AUGGGCCGCCUAUCAGGAAGAGGAACAUGGCCGUGGCGCUCGUCAGAGGGGCUGGUGACCUUUGCGGUCGCAUUUGCAGUGUUUACAUGGCCGAUCAAAGUCGACUAUUGGGCUGCACUAUCUCUCGAGUCUUUCGGAAUGGCACUGCUUAUCACCAACUGGAUUGCUGGAUACCUCGCCGAUGGAAGCGUUUCAAAAAGUCGUCCGUUUCUUGUUGGCAUCGGUGUUAUGCUUAUCGCCACCCUGCUCUUCUUUCUGAGCACAGAUCCGUACCUCAUCAUCUUCGCCCGUGCUCUGCAAGGAGCCUCUGAGGCCCUCGUAUGGGUGUCAGGCAUCGCUUUUCUAGUCUCGCAGGUGGACGAAGCUAAUUUAGGAGUGUGUAUGGGUUACACAACGCUAGGUGCUACAGUCGGUGAGCUCAUCGGACCUCUACUCGGUGGCUACUUAUAUGAAAAGUUGGGACACUGGGCUGUGUUUGGUGUAGUAGAAGUGGUGAUUGCAGCAGACAUUGUUCUUCGGCUCCUAGUCAAAGAAAAAGAAACAGAAUCACCACAGCAAACCCUGGCGGAUGCAGUAAAGGGGGUUUCUGACACAGACGCUCUGUUGGGUAACUCAGUCGUGGUAUCUCAUGGAACGCUAGAUCACGCUGCGUCGACGGAUCUAGAACGUGGAGGGGAGGACGAUCGAUCGGCACUCUCUGGUACUACCGACUGUGGAGGUGAUGACGAGGAUGUAUCUGCAUUGAGGACGCUGGGCUGGAACUGGCUCUCCAGUGUCAUCGGCGCGGCGAUAGCAUGCGUCGUCCGGUCAGCCUUGGAAGCCACCAUCCCAAUCUACGUUCUUCGCCAUUUUGGCUGGACUUCAUCUGCCGGCGGCGGUGUCAUGUUCGCAUUACUUUUACCCAUGGUGGGCGGUCCAUGGGUUGGCAAGUAUACAACUUUGCACGGCCCUCGCUGGUUUAGCACCAUAGCAUCUCUCGCAUGCGGUGUCUUCAUAGUCACUCUGGGCUUUCUCACAGGGGAUGAUCCCACUACUCAAAUUCUCUUUGUUGUGAAUGUUGGGUUCAUUGGACUCUGCAUCUCGCUCGGUACAACGACUCAGACAACCGCCAUCUCCGCAGCCGCUCAGAGAGUCGAGGCUUUAAGGAGCCGGAUUCGAGCCAGCGGUAGGGAACUAAGUUGGGGGUUAAGAAUGCUGACUCCUGGUAUGAUGCUCAGCGGCCUGAGCUCGGCCUGGGCCUUGGGCCUUUUCCUUGGUCCUGCUUGUGGAAGUAUUUUCCACUUUAGCACAAACCAGGAGUGGCUGCAUUUGUGCUGUUUCUUGGGGGUCUUGUGCGUGGUUACAAGCAUCUAUUGUUCCUUUACAUGGAAAAAGUGGCGGUAA
This is a messenger RNA of Trichoderma virens Gv29-8, 1383 nucleotides long. RefSeq lists its product as uncharacterized. Gene Ontology annotation, biological process: transmembrane transport. Lineage: Eukaryota; Fungi; Ascomycota; Sordariomycetes; Hypocreales; Hypocreaceae. The transcript is spliced from 4 exons. Gene Ontology annotation, molecular function: transmembrane transporter activity. Bases 1 to 1383 code for a protein of 460 amino acids. The record is from RefSeq and is a predicted model, not a curated record.